CGAUGGUGACGGGCACGUCGGUGCUGGGGGUGAAGUUCGAGGGGGGGGUGAUGUUGGCCGCCGACACGGUGGGCUCGUACGGCUCCCUGGCGCGGUUCCGGGGCAUCUCCCGCAUCCUCAGGGUCAACGACAGCACCGUCCUGGGCGCCUCGGGGGACUACGCCGACUUCCAGUACCUGCGGCAGGUCAUCGACCAGAUGGUGAUCGACGAGGAGCUGCUGGGGGACGGCCACACCUACAGCCCGCGGGCCAUCCACUCGUGGCUCACCAGGGUGAUGUACAACCGGCGCUCCAAGAUCAACCCCCUGUGGAACACCGUGGUCAUCGGCGGCUUCUCUGGCGGCCAGGGGUUCCUGGGAUACGUGGACAUGCUGGGAGUGGCCUACGAGGCGCCGACGUUGGCCACGGGGUUCGGGGCCUACCUGGCUCAGCCCCUGAUGAGGGAGGUCCUGGAGAAGAAGCAGAGCCUGUCCCAGGACGAGGCCCGGGAUCUCCUGGAGCGCUGCCUGCGGAUCCUCUACUACAGGGACGCCAGGUCCUUCAACAGGUAUGAACUCGCCACCGUCACGGAGAAGGGGGUGCAGGUGGAGGGUCCCCUGACCCUGGAAGCCAACUGGGACAUCGCCCACGUGGUCAGUGGCUUCGAGUGAUCUCCCCGGGGAGCUGCUCCGUGUCCCACCCGCCCCGUCCUUGUUCCUUCUGGAACGUCCUAUCCGUGUUUUGGGAAUAAAAACAGACCUUU
This is a messenger RNA of Empidonax traillii (willow flycatcher), 742 nucleotides long. Its product is annotated as proteasome subunit beta type-4-like. The coding region runs from base 3 to 650 and encodes 215 amino acids. Lineage: Eukaryota; Metazoa; Chordata; Aves; Passeriformes; Tyrannidae. The record is from RefSeq and is a predicted model, not a curated record. Gene Ontology annotation, cellular component: proteasome core complex. The transcript is spliced from 6 exons.